AUGAUUAGUGCGUCACUUUGCCCUGUGCAACAGCACAGGUUGGAUUUGCCUAGGUUGGUGGGUCAGACGCGUUGCCCAGGCUUGCCCUUGCCCGCUGGAGCCGUUCGCUGGCCUAGGCCCUACCUUGCCCGAGCAAAAGGCCUUGCGGUGGACUUGCUCUUAUGCCGACGCAAAUUGGAGUCAAGGGUUUACCUAAAAUCAAAGGCCCUUGCUAAGCCGCGUGGCCGACCCGUUAGCACAUCCAAAAAAAUGUCAGAUGGUAGCUAA
This is a messenger RNA of Prunus armeniaca (apricot), 267 nucleotides long. Lineage: Eukaryota; Viridiplantae; Streptophyta; Magnoliopsida; Rosales; Rosaceae. The record is from the annotation of a GenBank genome assembly.